Messenger RNA from Tauraco erythrolophus (red-crested turaco), 93 nucleotides. The record is from RefSeq and is a predicted model, not a curated record. NCBI's taxonomy places the organism in Eukaryota, Metazoa, Chordata, Aves, Musophagiformes, Musophagidae.
AUGACCCCCUUGACCUCCUCCUCCUCUUCCUCCUCCUCUUCCUCAUCUUCUUUCUCAUCAUCUUCUUCCUCAUCAUCUUCUUCCUCUUCUUCA